Messenger RNA from Pseudomassariella vexata, 5346 nucleotides. RefSeq names its product surfactin synthetase subunit 3. The transcript has a single exon. Gene Ontology annotation, molecular function: catalytic activity; phosphopantetheine binding. NCBI's taxonomy places the organism in Eukaryota, Fungi, Ascomycota, Sordariomycetes, Amphisphaeriales, Pseudomassariaceae. Bases 1 to 5346 code for a protein of 1781 amino acids. Gene Ontology annotation, biological process: amino acid activation for nonribosomal peptide biosynthetic process; secondary metabolite biosynthetic process. Gene Ontology annotation, cellular component: cytoplasm. The record is from RefSeq and is a predicted model, not a curated record.
AUGGAAGAAGAGGCGCCUUCAAAUGCCAUUGAAUCCCACCUCCCUUCCACUGUUGGCGACGUCGAUAACGAGUCCCUCCACACAUCCGAAGAAGACGCCGGCACCAACCAGUCCCACAGCCCUCCCACCGAACUAGACGAAGAAUGUCUCAGUCCCAAGAGCCUCGAACAGAUAUGGGCGUGGAACACUCCCGUGCCCCCGGCAUUGCGGACGUGUAUGCACGAUCUCAUAGCACAGCAAGCGGCAAAGGAGCCAAACAAAUCGGCAGUGGACUCGUGGGACGGCCAACUUACGUACAGCCAAGUGGACGACAAGUCAAGUCGGCUGGCCUCGCACCUCCUAUCCAUCGGCGUUGGCUCUGGUAUUAACGUACCGGUAUGCUUCGAGAAGUCGAGGUGGACGGUGGUGGCCGUCUUGGCCGUCAUGAAGGCCGGCGGCACUUUUGCGCUUAUGGACCCGAGCCAACCUGAGGGAAGACUGCGGACCAUUGUUGAGCAGACGGGCGCGUCCCAUAUUAUUACAUCGCAGAUACAAGAGGCUCUGGGGCGCAGGAUAGCCCCACAUGCCACCGCUGUUGUCGUCUCGGAGGCUCAUUUCGACACAUACGACGCUGGAUCCAGUCUACCCGUCGUUGACCCGAGCACCAAUCUUUACAUACAAUUCACCAGUGGCAGCACCGGCAAGCCGAAAGGCGUGCUGGUCACCCACGAGAACUAUACGAGCGGUGCCGUGCCGCGGGCGGACCUCGUCGGAUACCGGCAGCACUCGCGGGUUCUCGACUUCGCUUCUUACGCUUUCGAUGUCUGCAUCGACUGCAUGCUGUGCACGCUAUCCUGCGGGGGCUGCCUGUGCAUCGCUUCUGACGCAGACCGCAUCAACGACCUCAGCGGCGCCAUCCGCCGGAUGAACGUCAACAUGGCACACAUGACCCCUUCGGUAGCCCGCGUGCUCGAUUCCGACAUCAUUCCUUCGCUCGAUGUUCUGGGAUUGGGAGGCGAGGCGGUAUCGAACGGCGAUGCUGCCAAAUGGGGUUCGACCACCAAAGUUGUCAACGCCUACGGACCAUCCGAGUGUACCGUAGGCUGCACCAUCAACAACCAAGUCGGUCGCAACGGUACGAAGCAAGUCACCAUUGGCAAGGGAGUGGGAGGUUCAACCUGGAUCGUGGACCCUACAGACCACAACCUUCUCGUAUCACCUGGUGCUGUGGGCGAGCUGCUGAUCGAGGGCCCGAUCGUUGGUCCGGGAUACCUUGGCGACGCCGAGAAGACGGAUACUGUAUUCAUUAAUGACCCUGACUUCCUUGUUGCGGGGUGCAAGGACUACCCUGGACGGAAAGGCAGGCUGUACAGAACGGGCGAUCUUGUUAAAUACGACGUGGACGGGUCCAUCAUUUUCAUUGGCCGAGGAGAUCAACAAGUCAAACUGCGUGGUCAACGUAUCGAAUUGGCCGAGAUCGAGCACCACAUGCGCGACAAGCUGCCAGCUGAGACGCGAGUCGCGGCCGAGGUCAUCAGGCCGGGCGGUGCUUCAGGUGAACCGACCCUUGUGGCCUUCAUAUCGGAGAAGGCGGGACUGGUCUCAGCAGCGGACAGUCUUUUGGCCACAUUCUCGCCUGCCAUCAAGGGUGCUCUGAAAGAUAUGAACCGAAGUCUGUCGGAAUACCUGCCUAUUUACAUGGUUCCGGCAGCAUACAUACCCCUGCACACCAUGCCACUGCUUGUGUCUGCCAAGACCGACCGCAAACAGCUUCGCGAGAUUGGAUCAACGCUGACCCGGAGAGAACUUGCCGGAUACGCCGCGGCGGUCGUCCAGCGUAGGGAGCCGUCAACCGACGAAGAGAAACAACUAGCAUCCUUGUGGGCUAUCGUGCUUGGUCCCGAUUCCGACGUCAGCGCGAACGACAACUUCUUCGCGGUGGGUGGGGACUCGUUAAGGGCCAUGAAGCUAGUCGCUGCGGCACGAGCCCAGGGGUUGGCGUUGUCAGUCGCCGACAUUUUCAGCAAUCCCACGCUCGCCGACAUGGCUCUUGCUAUCAAGCCAGCGGCUGCUCAGGCGGAUCUUACUGUAGCCCCUUUCUCCCUGCUCGGCUCGAGCUGGACCCCUGAAGCUGCGAUGGCGGAAACCGCGUCAUUCUGCGAACUCGGUCCAGAAAUGAUCGAGGAUGUCUACCCCUGCACACCUCUGCAAGAAGGUCUGAUGGCACUGUCCGCCAAAGUCACCGAGGCCUACGUCGCCCAACGCGUGGUCGAGAUGCCCGAUGUCGCCGCGGCCAGGAAGCUCGCCAAAGCAUUCGAGGUGGCGUCUCAGGAUUGCCCCAUCCUGCGUACCAGAAUUGUGCAAGUGGCCGGUCAGGGGCUGAUGCAAGUCAUCGUCAAGGACACCUUCUCCUGUCCCUUGUUUUACGGCCAGAGUCUCGCUGAUUACCUGGCUACUGAUCGAAAUGACGCCGUCGACCUCGGCAAGCCGCUGGUGCGGUACGCGAUUGUCGCCAAUGAGAAAAAUACGGGCAAGACGCACUUCGUACUUACCAUGCACCACGCGCUCUACGAUGGGUGGUCUAUGCCGUUGGUGGUUGAGCGCGUGAACAGGGCAUUCAACGACCUGACCACCGAACGGCCAGCCGGAGUCAAGAAUUUCAUCAAGUACCUCGAGGACAUGGACCGCAAAGUCUCGGAGGGUUACUGGAGAGAACGACUGAAUGGCGCUGGCGGCGAGCAAUUCCCGGCCCUGCCUUACACCGGGUACCAGCAGAAGGCCGACUCACUUCUGGAGCACUACGUUGAGGUCGACAGCCGUGCCGGUGUGACCACACUAGCCACUGCUAUUCGCGGUGCCUGGGCCCUUCUGGUGGGAUUGUACACCGCGUCCAAUGACGUUGUCUUUGGAGAGACGCUGACCGGACGCAAUGCUCCCAUCUUUGGAGUCGAAGAGAUUGAAGGACCGAUGAUUGCCACCGUCCCCGUCCGCGUGGGCAUCAACCCGGACUCUACCGUCGGCGAGUACCUCCAAGAAAUUCACCAGCAAUCCGUUCUCGGCAUUCCGCACGAGCACUUUGGCCUGCAACACAUCCGACGUCUUAGCCCCGAUGCUCGAGAAGCGUGUGAACUUCGCACCGGCCUGGUCAUGCACCCCACGACCGACGACGCCGUGGUCAAGAUCAGCGACGACCAACCUGCCAACGGCUUCGUGCCCGCCAGUGACGACGAGGCGGCGCAAGAGGCGCUCAAAUUCAACACGUACGCCCUCAUGCUGGUCUGCUCGCUGGAUCCCAAGGGCUUCCUCAUCAUGGCCAGUUUCGAUCAAAAGACGGUCACCAGCUCGCAGCUGCAAAGAAUGCUGGCUCAACUUGGGCGACUGACACAGCAGUUCUACGCGUCUCCUGAGAAGCGACUUGGAGACCUGCAAGUGGUGUGUGACCAGGAGAUUCCCGAUCUCGCACGACUGAGUCGGUUUACCGGGGGCUGCAAUGUCUGCUCUUUCGUGGUCCCUGCUGGUGUGGAGGUGACUGAUGCUUGGAUCGUCGAUCCCAAGAACCCGAACCGGUUGCUCCCUGUCGGUGCUACUGGAGAGUUGCUGGUGCACUGUCUCGGCGACCCUCAGAUCGAGCCGAUUCCUUCUCCCACAUGGCUGGCUGGUACGCUGGUCGAGAAGGUAUAUCGAACUGGUCGUCUGGCCAAGUACAACGAAGAGGGGUCAGUCGUGCUGGUGGAAAAGGCCAUCAAGGAAAUCAAGACCAAGCCAGUUGAGAACCGACCUGCACGGGUCCAGGUCACCUCGACGAAGCAAAUCAAACUGCGACACGCAUGGAGCCGCAUCCUGGGAAUCUCCGAAGAGGAGAUUGGACUCAACGACAGUUUCUUCCAGCUCGGCGGUGAUUCCAUCGGGGCCAUGAAGCUCGUUUCCGAGACGAGAGUCGAAGGCUUCGCGUUGACGGUGGCGCAAAUAUUCAAACACCGUACUCUGUACGACAUGGCCGACGUCCUCAAGGAAGUCCAAGUCCAGAGGACCAACGUCGCAGAACAGCUACCCAAGCCAUUCUCUCUUCUGGAUGUGGGCGACGCAGAAGCAUUCGUCGCCAAAACCAUCCAGCCUGCACUUGCAAGGUCCGACUGGGUCGUCCAGGACAUCUACCCAGCCCGGCCCCUCCAAGAGGUCGCCGUCAACGGCACCUACAAAAUGCCGCGCUACUCGUCCCGAUACGAGCUAUUCCACCUCGACGGCGUCGUCGACCGGGCCCGCCUCUUCCAAUGCUGUCAAGAACUCGUAGCCCGGAACGAGAUCCUCCGCACUGUCUUCGUCGAGCACGAAGGCAGGUGUCUCGGCGUCGUCCUGCAAUCCCUCGUAGCCGCUAUCGAGGAGUACGACAUCGAAGGCGACCUCGACUCCUUCACGCACAAGCUCUGCAACGUCGACGUGCAGACCCGCAUGCCGCUCGGCAGCCCCUUCGUCAAGUUCCUUUUUGUCCAGGGAGAGAACAACAAGAGCUGUCUCCUGACGCGCAUCUCGCACGCGCAAUACGACGAGAUUUGUCUCGUUGGCCUCCUCCGCCAGCUCGGCGCCCUCUACGACGGCACGCCCACCCGCGACGGCGUACCGUUCUCGUCGUUUGUGUACCACACCGUCAACAAGGGGAUCCCGCAAAGCAUCCCCUACUGGCGGGACCUGCUCAAAGGGUCGCAACUUUCGGUGCUCAAGCCGGACAUCCCGCUCCAGUCCAGAGUACCAGACGCGGUGACACGAACAGUCAGCAUCGCCGCCCGCCCCAGCGACAUUACCGUCGCCACGCUGCCGACCGCCGCAUGGGCCCUGUGCCUCGCCCGCCGCCUCGGCUCUCGUGAUGUCGUUUUUGGCGAGGUCGUCAGCGGUCGAAACACGGACCUCCCCAACGCGGACGCCGUCAUGGGACCCACGUGGCAAUACGUCCCCGUGCGGGUACAAUUCGAGCCAGACUGGACCAACUUAGACCUCCUCGAACACAUCCAAUACCAACACAUCGCCUCCGCUCAACAUCAAGGUAUGUCCCUCUCGGAAAUGGUGCCCAUCUGCACCGACUGGCCCAAGGAAACAGACUGGUUCGACAGCGUGGUGCACCAGGACGUGUAUCAUGUUGAAGAAUUGAAAAUGGCGGGUGCGAAGGCGAGGAUGGAGACCGUAUAUCCCCACUAUGAACCGCUCAGGGAGUGGAAGUGCCAGGCAUUUGUGGAUCUGGAGAAGGGGGAGCUGAUGUUUGAGAUUGUUACUUUUGGGGAGUGGAUUAGUGUUGCGAAGGAGUUGUUGGAUGAGUUGGAGGGGAUUAUGGGUGAGUUGGUGGGCAAGACGGGGGAGAAGGUUUUUAAGGAGUGA